Molecule: messenger RNA, 1166 nt
Organism: Melanotaenia boesemani (Boeseman's rainbowfish)
Lineage: Eukaryota; Metazoa; Chordata; Actinopteri; Atheriniformes; Melanotaeniidae
Product: galectin-4-like
Exons: 11
Coding region: 73-1047 (324 amino acids)
Molecular function (GO): carbohydrate binding
Source: RefSeq, a predicted model, not a curated record
UCCCUCAACAGUGUAUAAAACAAGGCACCCAGCAGAGCUUGCAUCUGUGGUUUCUCCUCAUCCUCUGCUGCCAUGACUUUUGUUGCUCCUGCAGGCUACCAGCCGGUCUACUCCCCCAUAAUUCCCUACCUUGGGCCUAUUUAUGGAGGCGUGAGGGAAGGGAUGUCCAUCUACAUCCAGGGGUCCAUUCCUGAGGAUAUCACAAGGUUCUUUGUUAACCUGAUCUGUGGUGAGUCUGAGUCCAGCGAUAUCGCCCUGCACUUCAACCCUCGAUUUGAUGGCUGGGACAAGGUGGUCUUUAACUCACGCCAGGAUGGAUCCUGGGGGCAACAGGAGAAGAUCCGCAAAAUGCCUUUCAGCAAGCGUCAGGCCUUCGAGAUGCUCAUCAUAGUCACAACACAGAACUACCAGAUUAAAGUCAACGGGAAGGACUUCUUCACAUUCUCACACCGUAUCCCUGUGGAGAAAAUUCAUGGAAUACAUGUUGCAGGAGAUGUUUGCAUCCAGACCAUCAAUGUCUUAGGAGGAGGAUUCCCAGGAUGUGGCGUGGGGGGUGGACACCCUGGAGGCCCCGGAGGCUGUAUUGGGCCGGGAGGAUUCCCAGGAUCACACCUGCCGUGUAUGGGUGGGAAGCCAGUCUACAAUCCGACCUUGCCCUACUCCAGCAAGAUCCCAGGAGGAAUGUGCCCUAAGAGGACCAUCAUCAUCAGAGGCAUGGUGCCUCAUGGAGCGGACAGUAUGCGCAUCGACUUUGUGGUGAGCAAAUCUCGAGACAUCGCCUUCCACCUGAACCCCAGGGCGAAAGAAGGCACUGUGGUGCGAAACAGCUUCAUUGGAAAAAGCUGGGGAAAGGAGGAAAGAGAGCUCAGCGUGAAUCCCUUCAUAGAGGGACAGUACUUUGAUAUGUCGAUUCGUUUUGGGACCCAAUGUUUCAAGGUCUUCGUAAAUGGACAACACUUGCUUGACUUCUCCCACCGCAUGCCCUUCACUGAGAUUGACAAGUUGGAGAUGGAAGGCAACAUGCUGAUCUCCUACAUCCACUUCUGAGAUCACAAAUAUGUUCAGCUCUAAGCAUUGAAAUGUUUGCUGAUUUUAUUUCUUAUUAAGUUCAUGUUAACUCAUCAUCUCCUGGUUAACUGAAGUAAUAAAAACAAGAAUUAACUGUC